AUGGGGGUGGCCUCGCCGGCGAUCGCGCACGCCGCGGCCGCGGACGGCGGUGGGGACGGGGCAGGUCAGGCGACGUCGGGGGUUGCGGGGAGCGAGGAGCCGAUGCCAGCGGAAGGGGUCCCGGGCAUGGGGGUAGAGGGGAAGGGGGCGGAGCCAUCGGAGGGGGUGUCGGCGGCGAUCGCCGUGGAAGAGGAAGAGGAAGAGGCGGAGGAGGCUGUUGCGGCGGCGGAGAAUGAGGAGGGCGAUGCGGAUGAGGAGGAGGGGGAGAAGAGUCUGGGGUGUUACUCCUCUACCCAGAGCAUACUGCUCGUCGGGGACGGGGACUUCUCCUUCUCGCUGGCACUGGCCACUGCGUUCCGCUCCGGCACCAACAUCGUCGCCACGUCCCUCGACACCUACGAGGUGCUGCUAGGCAAGUACAGCGAAGCAGAGUCAAACGUAAUGAAGCUGAAAAGUCUGGAAACCACGGUUUUGCAUGGCAUUGACGUGAAAACAAUGAAGUCUCAUAGUGACCUGAAGAACAGACGGUUCGAUCGAAUUGUCUUUAAUUUUCCUCAUGCUGGUUUUAAAGGGCGUGAAGACCAGGUUCAUAUGAUCAAUUUGCACAAGAGUCUGCUGAGGGGCUUCUUCUGCAAUGCACGCUACCUGCUUAUACCUUAUGGUGAAAUCCAUGUCAGACACAAGACAGGAGGGCCAUACGACAGAUGGGAUCUUGAGCAGUUAGCCUUUGAUUCUUCUCAUAUUAUGGUUGAGAAAGAAAAGUUUCAAAUAGCAGACUAUCCUGGUUAUAAACAAAAGAGAGGAGAUGGUGCAAGGAGCAAUGAACUGUUCCCUCUAGGUCCUUCUUGCACAUUCAAGUUUCAAAUCGGAGACUGCAAUAAGUGGAAGGAAUCGAGCAGAAACAAGGGUACUUCAAUCUCAUUCCUGGGUGGAAGCAAUGCCCAUCCUUCUGGCAAAUUGGGAACUUACACAAGGCUACUUCAUGAGCUUCCACCUGUUCAGGCAUGGCCUUGGCCACAUUUUACUCCACCAGGCCGCAUGCCAAUACCUCCACAGCCUUACAUAGUUGCUCAAAGGCAACAGCAAGGUCCUCCACUAAGCUUGGAUGGCAUCGUGGGGGCUCUUUUUCAUGCACAGACAAUGUUCAGCAUCACAGGGCCAUCGCUCAAUGCUUUGUGUGCUCCAGGCAGCAUUUCUUCGCCAAUGAGAAGAAUUGCAUGUCCCAAUCUUGUUGCACCGCAGGAGCAGCCUUGGCAUCAGCAGAGAAAGAUUUCUGGUCCGCUGGGAGAUGAUUGCUUUUACUUUGAACACCAAAGGUGUCUGCAGAAGGAUUGUGAAGCGCAGAGGAAAGCUGUGGUGCCUGGAGCAGCCGGGUUGAGCUAUUCUUCUGCUUUCUUGGAGCAAUGCUACAGGGAAUCUGUAACUGUCCAGAGGGAGGAGGGGCUGAGAGAGUGUGAAGUACAGAGGAAAACCAUGAUGCCUGGGGCAGCCGGCUUGAGGUAUUCUUCUGCCUUCUUGGAGCAAUGCUACAGGGAUCGGCAACUGUUCAGCGAAAGGAGGGACUGAGGGUGUGUGAAGUGCAGAAAAAAGCUAUGGUUUCUGGAGCAGCCGUCUUGAACUAUUCCUCUGCCUUCUUGGAACAAUGCCACACAGAGAUUUGUGUUUGCGAAGUGGACGGAUAGGUAGAGCCUGGAUCUUGAGUUCUUGACAUAGCAGGGCUUGUUUUUGCAAUGGAGCUGCCUUUAGGGGUACAGAUUACCCGUAGCAACCUCACUUCACUACUAGUCAGCCAUACAGUGGCAAACCAAACCUACAUGCAGAUGCAGUGGCACCCUUUUUUUCCCUGUGCGAUAGUACCUCUGCAGUCAUUUGUUUCUACUUGCAAGAAAAUUACAAUUGAGCGUGUAUCUUGCAGGUUGGUGAUUAACCAGAGAAAACCAAAUCGCUCGGCGAUUUGUUAAUUGGAAAAUGGCUGCGGACUGCAGCCAUUUGUUCA
Panicum virgatum (switchgrass) is the source of this 1996-nucleotide messenger RNA. RefSeq lists its product as uncharacterized. The coding region runs from base 1 to 1566 and encodes 521 amino acids. Gene Ontology annotation, molecular function: rRNA (uridine-N3-)-methyltransferase activity. The record is from RefSeq and is a predicted model, not a curated record. The transcript is spliced from 3 exons. Gene Ontology annotation, biological process: rRNA base methylation. NCBI's taxonomy places the organism in Eukaryota, Viridiplantae, Streptophyta, Magnoliopsida, Poales, Poaceae. Gene Ontology annotation, cellular component: cytoplasm.